CGAACUGCAUCGGGGCCGACGCCCACCAGUCGCAUAAAACAUGGAUACUCAACUGCGCGCUCAACAGCGCGCUAGCUCGCGCCUUGAUAGCAGCCAGCGUUCGGUGCUUCCCGCCGUGCCUACCGCACCCCGCGUCCACUCAACUCGCCGCAGCGCCAAGGCACAGCUAAAGAAUGUCAAGCUCAGCUCAUCUGUCCAGCCUUCUCCUUGCCGGAUGGCUUUGCCCCUCGCGGCAAUUUCCACUGGGGCUUCGGUCGAGCCCCUCUUGACGCCUGAGGUGCUGGAGCCUGUACCCGCGAAUAUCAGCUAUGAGCCGAAGGUGGCAGAAAUGGAGGAAAUUCUCAAGGAGCGCGACGCCUGCGGAGUCGGCUUUAUUGCCAGCCUGAAGAACAUUCAGAGCCAUACAGUUAUCAAGCAGGCUCUGACGGCGCUCGGGUGUAUGGAGCACCGUGGCGCUUGCUCAGCCGACGAUGAUUCGGGCGAUGGCGCCGGCAUUAUGACACAAAUUCCAUGGAAGUUGCUGAAGAAGGAGAUGCCGCAGUUGAACGAGCUCACCACCGGCGUCGGCAUGGUCUUCCUUCCCAACAACGACCAGCUGGAGGCAACGUGCAAGCAAAUCCUGGAGAAUGUUUGCGCCAAGGAGGGCGUAAAGGUGCUGGGCUGGCGCAAGGUGCCGGUUGACCACAGCAUUGUGGGUCGAUUUGCCAAGGUCACAGAGCCGCGCAUCUGGCAGGUUAUGAUUGAGGGCAAGCAGGGCCAGAUUGGCGAUGAGCUUGAGCGCGAGCUUUUCCUGGUUCGCAAGCUGGUGGAGAAGGCUAAGAAUGCGGAAUUGCCAGCCGAUGUCGCGCCGGACUUUUACAUCUGCACGCUCUCUAACCGCACCAUCACCUACAAGGGCAUGCUGCGGUCUGCGGUCGUGGGCACCUUUUAUCGCGACCUGGAGAACCCCGACUUUGAGGCAUCCUUCGCCAUCUACCAUCGCCGCUUCUCCACCAACACCACGCCCAAGUGGCCCCUGGCGCAGCCCAUGCGCGUGCUGGGCCACAACGGCGAGAUCAACACGCUGCAGGGCAACCUCAACUGGGUGGCCUCCCGCGAACACGACCUGACCAACCCCAUCUGGUCCGGUCGCGAGUCGGCGCUGCUGCCGCUCUGCUCCGCCUCCCAGUCCGACAGCGCCAACCUGGACAACGUGGCGGAGCUGCUGGUGCGGACCGGGGUGGAGCCGCAGGAGGCGCUGAUGCUGCUGGUUCCGGAGGCGUACCGCAACCACCCCGACCUGGUCAAGGAGUACCCCGAGGUCGUUGACUUCUACGAGUUCUACGAGGGUAUGCAGGAGGGUUGGGACGGCCCCGCGCUGCUGGUCUUCAGCGACGGCAAGCGGGUGGGUGCGCGGUUGGAUCGCAACGGCCUGCGCCCCGCGCGCUUCUGGCGCACCCGCGACGACAUGAUCUACGUGGCGAGUGAGGUGGGCGUGCUGGGCGAUGUGAUGAGCAACGCGGAGAAUGUGGUGGCGAAGGGGCGGCUGGGACCAGGCCAGAUGGUGUGCGCCGACCUGCAGUCCGGCUCCUUCCUUGAGACCGCCGCCAUCAGUCGCCAGGUGGCCGCCCGCCGGCCCUACCAGCAGUGGCUGGCAGCCAGCCUGAGGAGGCUGGGCGAGCUGGGCGACUCCUCCUUCCUGAACGAGCCAAUGUACGACUCGGCAACACUGCUGAGGCUGCAGUCGGCUGUGGGCAUGGGCGCCGAGGACGCCCAGAUGGUGGUCGAGUCGCAGGCGCAGACGGGCGUGGAGCCCACCUACUGCAUGGGGGACGACAUCCCGCUUGCCGUACUGUCCGACAAGCCGCACAUGCUGUACAACUACUUCAAGCAGCGGUUCGCGCAGGUGACCAACCCACCCAUCGACCCGCUGCGUGAGGGUCUGGUGAUGAGUCUGGAGAUGCGGCUGGGCGCGCGCGGCAACCUGCUGACCCCCGGGUCGGACUCCUACAAGCAGGUCCUCCUGGACAGCCCCAUCCUGCUGGAAUCCGAGCUGCAGGCCGUAGCCUCCGACAGCGUCCUGGGCUCCAAGACCUUCAAGCUCUUCUUCCAAGUGGGCGCCCCUGGCGCCCUGGAGGCCGCCCUCAAGCAGCUGUGUGCUGACGUGGAGGCGGCGGUACGGGAAGGAUGCCAGUGUGUCGUACUGUCGGACCGGCCCGAGGCGAGCGGCGCCUUGGACCCCGCACGUGCCCCCAUUCCCGCGCUGUUGGCGGUUGGUGCCGUACACCACCACCUGAUCCGUACAUGUCUUCGUUCGGAUACCAGUAUCGUGGCGGACACGGCGACGUGCUUCUCCACGCACCACGCGGCGAUGCUGAUUGGUUUCGGCGCGCAUGCGAUCUGCCCCUACCUGGGCUACGAGACCAGCCGGCAGUGGCGCCUGUCCAGCCGCACGCAGAGCCUGAUCAAGGCCGGGAAGGUCCCCGACAUCAGCGUGAAGGACAGCCAGAAGAACUUCAAGAAGUCGCUGGAGAAGGGCGUGCUCAAGAUCCUGUCCAAGAUGGGCAUCAGCCUGCUGUCAUGCUACCACGGAGCGCAGAUCUUCGAGGCGUACGGACUGGGGCGCGACGUGGUGGAGCUGUGCUUCAGGGGCACCGUGUCCCGCAUCGGCGGCAUGAGCCUGGCUGACCUGCAGCGCGAGGCGGAGAGCCUGUGGGCCAAGGGAUUCCCCGAGCGGGCGAUGAGCAAGCUGGAGGACUACGGAUUCAUCCAGUCCAAGCCCAAGGGUGAGUACCACAGCAACAACCAGACCAUGGCCAAGCUGCUGCACAAGGCCAUCGGGCUGGGCGACGCCUCCCGCCCCGACCCCGCCGCAUACGCCGCCUACCAGCAGCACUUCGCGACCGCCCCCGUGGCGGUGCUGCGAGACUGCCUGGACUUUGCGAGCGACCGGCAGCCCAUCCCGGUGGAGGAGGUUGAGUCCGCCGCCUCCAUCAUGGAGCGCUUCUGCACCGGCGGCAUGUCCCUCGGCGCCAUCUCCCGCGAGACCCACGAGACCAUCGCCAUCGCCAUGAACCGCAUCGGCGGCAAGUCCAACAGCGGCGAGGGCGGCGAGGACCCCUCCCGCUGGCUGCAGGUUACCGACGUGGAGCCCGCCUCCGGCAGCUCCCCCUCCCUGCCGCACCUUCGCGGCCUGCGCAACGGCGACACCGCCACCAGCCGCAUCAAGCAGGUCGCGUCCGGACGCUUCGGCGUCACGCCCGAGUACAUCAUGAACGCGGACCAGCUGGAGAUCAAGAUCGCGCAGGGUGCCAAGCCGGGCGAGGGCGGGCAGCUGCCGGGUCAGAAGGUGUCGCCCUACAUUGCGCAGCUGCGUCGCUCCAAGCCGGGGGUGCCGCUGAUCAGCCCGCCGCCGCACCACGACAUCUACUCCAUUGAGGACCUGGCGCAGCUCAUCUACGACCUGCACCAGGUGAACCCCCGGGCCAAGGUGAGCGUCAAGCUGGUGGCCGAGGCGGGAAUCGGUGUGGUUGCCUCGGGCGUCGCCAAGGCCAACGCCGACAUCAUCCAGGUGUCGGGCCACGACGGCGGCACCGGCGCCUCGCCCAUCUCCUCCAUCAAGCACGCCGGCGGGCCCAUGGAGAUGGGCCUCGCGGAGACCCACCAGACCCUGGUCCGCAACGAGCUGCGGGAGCGGGUGGUGCUGCGGGUGGAUGGCGGCGUGAGGAACGGGCGCGAUGUGCUGCUGGGGGCGCUGCUGGGCGCGGACGAGUUCGGGUUCGGCACGGUUGCCAUGAUUGCAACCGGCUGCAUCAUGGCCCGCGUCUGCCACACCAACAACUGCCCCGUGGGAGUUGCGUCGCAGCGGGAGGAGCUGCGCGCUCGCUUCCCGGGUGCACCCGAGGACCUGGUGAACUACUUCCACUUCGUUGCGGAGGAGGUUCGUGCCGGCCUGGCGGCGAUGGGGUACCGCAGCUUGGACGAGGUGAUCGGCCGCGCGGACCUGCUGACCCAGCGGCAGGUGAAGCUGGGUAAGACGGAUGGGCUGGACCUGUCGUUCCUCACGACCUACGCGGGACCCGCGGGUCGCUCAAGCACCCGACGCAGCCAGGAGGUGCACGACAACGGGCCGCAGCUGGACGACCGUAUCCUGGCGGAUGAGGAGGUCAUGCGCGCGAUCCAGCGCGAGGAGGUGGUGGAGAAGGCGUUUGAGAUCAUCAACACGGAUCGCUCCGCGCUGGGCCGUGUGGCGGGUGUGAUUGCGAAGCACCACGGAGACAACGGCUUCGCGGGCGCGGUACGAAUCACGCUGACGGGAUCCGGCGGACAGUCCUUUGGCUGCUUCUGCGUCAAGGGCUUGGAGGUGAAGCUCAUCGGAGAGGCGAACGACUACGUGGGCAAGGGCAUGAACGGCGGCGAGAUUGUCAUCCUGCCGCCCGCCAACAGCCCCUUCAAGCCUGAGGAAGCCUCCCUGGUCGGCAACACCUGUCUGUACGGCGCAACCGGCGGUCGGUUGUUCGUUAACGGUCGUGCCGGCGAGCGGUUUGCCGUACGCAACUCCCUCUCGGAGGCGGUUGUGGAGGGCGCAGGCGACCACUGCUGCGAGUACAUGACGGGAGGCUGUGUGGUGGUGCUCGGGUCGGUGGGUCGCAACGUGGCGGCCGGCAUGACGGGCGGCCUGGGGUACUUCCUGGACGAGGACGGCAGCUUCUGCGACAAGGUCAACACCGAGAUUGUCGCCGUACAGCGGGUGGUGACGCAGGCGGGCGAGGCGCAGCUGCGGGGGCUGGUGCAGGCGCAUGUGGAGCGAACGGGGAGUGCCAAGGCACGUGCGGUGCUGGCGAACUGGGAGGCAAUGGUGGGUAAGUUCUGGCAGCUGGUGCCGCCUGCGGAGAAGAACACGCCCGAGGUGAACCCCAGCGUGGCGGCGGAGGUGGCGAGGGCGGGCGCGGGGGCGAAGGUGGCGGUGAGGGCGUAAGGCGGGGGUGCGUGGAGGUGGAGGAGGGGAAGUGUGGUGGAGCGGAGGGAGGCAUGUGAGAGAGAAUAGGAAGAUUGAGGAGGGAGAUGAGAAGAUGUAAGGGAAGUAGAGAGGGAAAGAAGAGAGGGAGGUUUAGGCGGAUCCCUCCUAGUUUUGUGUGACUUUGAUGAGGCUACGUGGCAGGGCGUGACAGGGUGUUGUGCUAAUGGGUGGGGGUAACUACGUGCCUACUGUGGCCGUUUCAAGAUGCGAGGGAGCAUUCACAGGGGGCCUGCGGCUGAUGCGUGGAAGACACGCAAGGCCGAGAGAGAAAGAUAGACAGCGACAGUGAGAAGGUUGAGUUGCGUUUGGGGAUGAUGGAUGCUGCCACGUGACACAUUCCACACGAGGGGGUUCGAGUUGAGUUGACGAACAAAAGCGCCCGUUGCAUUGAGAGCUGAGAAAGCGCCGUGGCGGGUUGCACCUGCGCCCUGAGGCUCCGUGGGGCCGAGCACUUUCCUGGCUCGGUUACAUGCCUCGGUUAGGGCCUCUGUUCCUGGUUCCGGGAGGUCGAUAGAGUAGGUGUGGCGGCAUGAUUGGCCGCUCCGCUUUGUCGUAUUCCAGCAAUGGUAUGGAGGGCGCAGAGGUAUGACGAUUGUCUUUGAGGAGGUUACAGCCUGAGAUGACGCGACGAGGGGGAGCAUGGGGCGCGGGGGAUUCCCCACUGGCAGCGCUAGUCCACGCGUGCUGCUCCUGUAGGCACGCAGGCACUCGCUGUUGACACGCGUUCUAGGCGCCUUUUGUGUACUAUAUGCGGGGAGAGAGAGUUGCUUCCGCUAGGCGACAGUUUGGGGUUGGCUGGGCGGCACGUCGUGGAUCGUGUUUCGUGCGCGCUGGGCGGAGGAGGAAACGGGUAGGAAGGGAAACCCUGGUGAGAGGUUUUGAGAGGUCCGCCUGCGUGGAGACCGUUGGCAGCGGAGCAACGCACUUUGAGUGUGUGUUGAGCGGCGCGUGUUUUGAGAACUUGUUCGCAACGAGGCGAGCGUUAAGUGAGGGAUGUAGAAGGGUGAGGGCGAGAGAGACAUUGCAGGGCUGGCCCACUUAUAAUUCGUUGCUUGAUUGCCGACGUUGGCGAGCGGUUAGCGAACUGAGGGGGUGUGAGCGCUGCGGAGGACUGCAGCAGCGCCCUCCCUGUGCGACGGCGAGACACAUUUAAUGGAUAAGGUU
Molecule: messenger RNA, 6163 nt
Organism: Astrephomene gubernaculifera
Lineage: Eukaryota; Viridiplantae; Chlorophyta; Chlorophyceae; Chlamydomonadales; Astrephomenaceae
Source: the annotation of a GenBank genome assembly